Molecule: messenger RNA, 1320 nt
Organism: Acanthamoeba castellanii str. Neff
Lineage: Eukaryota; Discosea; Longamoebia; Acanthamoebidae
Product: FHA domain containing protein
Exons: 5
Coding region: 1-1320 (439 amino acids)
Molecular function (GO): protein binding
Source: RefSeq, a predicted model, not a curated record
AUGGAGGAGCCUGCAUCGAGUGCCCACAAACGAAAGCGCACAGACCAGGACAAAGAUUAUGACGAAGGUAUUGCGCCCACUUUCGAAUUCGAACAGGCGAAUAAGCGGCACCGCGAUGACUUGGAGUCAGGGCGCAAGAGUAAGGGCGCAGAGAAGCGUGUGGAGAGUAGCAGGAAGAGGGCAAAGCAGAACGAGUAUGCUAAAGAGGAGGAAGAAGAGGAAGGCGACGACGAUUCUGAGGAGGCAACGAUGGAGCUCGACGUGUCGAGUGAUGGAAAUGCAGAAGCCGUAGACGAAGAUGGGGACGGCUACUUCGGUUGCCAGCUGGAGCUGUUCGGAGAGGCGGUACAGGGCAGAAGAACGCGGGUCAUCCAAAAGAGAUGGCGGCCGGACAAGACCUUCAGCAUCGGACGCGAGCAGUUUGCCACCUCAAGCUCCUUCCAUCGGAUUGGGCUCGAUCGCAUCAGCCGACAGCACUUUGAGAUUCGCUGCGGGCGGGUGCCAGAGACCCAUGCAGGGAGGAGCGCGAAGCGCAAGCGGCAUGCAUCUUCUACGAAACGAUGCUUCUUCCUCAAAGACCUCUCCGCGAAUGGCACACACCUCAACGAUGAAUUGCUGGGCAAAGGCGUGGAGCGGGAGCUCUGCCACAGUUCUGAUCCCCUUGCCCUAUACACCUACAGGUACAGAUUCAGCGUGGUCAAGGCACCAGCCUCUUCCCAUAGCAACGACGCCUACGCUGAGGCCUGGAACGCAAUCGCAACUCAAGAAGCGGAUAGCUUCGACCCUCCCGCCUCGUCUUCACCUGUCGGCGAGCACCGCGGUGUGUCUCCGACUCGGGUGGCGGCUGUGGUGGGACCUUCGUCAUCGCGAUCGCCGGCCUCGUCGACUUCGCCGUCUGCAUCGCCACCGGCGAAGGCGUUUCGGUCCAUGGGCAAGGCCACCCAGUACCACGGCGACAACAAGCUCUCCUACUCGCUGAAGGUAAGCACGCACAGCAGCAUCAGCGUAUCGGCGCAGAGCAACCGAGAGGUGAUGUUCAUCACCACGCCCGCUCUCGAAGAAGCCGCCCCGGCGGCGAGCGACAUUCCCGCUCCUCUUCCUCUCGGCGACUCGACCACACCUACGGCGACAGACGUGCAGCAACCGCUCAAACAGCAGCCACCGCGGCGGAGCGAAUGGCGCGCUCUACUUGUCUGGCUGCUCGGUCGGCUGGGCACUGUGCUAUACAUUCUGGCCACGGUCGGCAUCAAAGUUCUCAGCCUCUACUUGCUCGUCAUGUCUGUCUACAACUACUUCUUUGCCGGCGGCCCUGCAUCUUGA